UCCUGGAAGUUUUGUCUGCAGCUGUUUCCCCCUUGCCAGACUCUGAGCGCUGACUCUGAGCGAGCAGACCACCGGAGAAGCGUUUUCUAGCUUCCUAGCUCCAUCAUUAAGCCUCGGAAUAUAGUCUUAUGCCAGAGAGCAGCACGUAAGGUCCUGGUACUUGAGUGGAUAAUUCCCAACCUGUCUCUCUGUUCACCGUGUCUUUUCCACAUUAACCCUGCGUCACCAUGGUGUGCCCCUGUGGCCUGCUAACCCGCCAGGAGGAGCCAGUACCACUGAAGAGCAUCUCUGUGACCUUGUCCAUUUGUGAGUUUGUGGCUGGCGUGUCUGCAACCUUAAACUAUGAGAAUGAGGAGAAAGUUCCUCUGGAGGCCUUCUUUGUGUUUCCCAUGGAUGAAGACUCAGCUGUCUAUAGCUUCGAGGCCAUGGUGGAUGGGAGUAUAAUUAAAGCGGAAUUACAGGACAAGACAGAGGCACACGCCAACUAUGAGAACGCCAUCAGCCAGGGCCACCAAGCCUUCCUACUAGAGGAGGACGACUGCUCCAGGGAUGUCUUCUGUUGCAACGUGGGGAACCUCCGCCCUGGGUCGAAGGUGGCGCUCACCCUCAAGUACGUGCAGGAGCUGCCCCUGGAAGCAGAUGGGGCUCUGCGCUACGUGCUCCCAGCGAUCCUGAAUCCUCGCUACCAACUCUCCGGAUGCCCUGAGGACAGCUGCCUUACAAUGAAGACUCCUGUGGUCCCUCUGGAGGACCUGCCCUACACAAUCAGCAUGGUUGCCACUGUCAGUUCCCAGCACGGCAUCGAGAGGAUUCAGUCCAAUUGCUCCUUGAGUCCUAUUGAGUACCUGGGGGAUAAUAAGACUUCUGCUCAGGUUUCCUUGGCUGAUGGACACAAAUUUGAUCGAGACGUGGAACUCCUGAUUUAUUAUAGUGAGGUGCAUGCCCCCAGCGUAGCCGUGGAGAUGGGGGAACCUGAAACAAAGCCAGAUAGUUUGUUGGGAGACCCAGUUGCAAUGGUGAGUUUCUACCCAAAUAUCCCAGAAGCUCAGCCAUCAGCUGCCUGUGGAGAAUUUGUCUUCCUCAUGGACCGUUCAGGAAGUAUGCAAAGCCCCAUGAGUAACCAAAACAAAUCUCAGCCACGCAUCGAGGCAGCCAAGGAAACACUCAUUUUGAUUCUGAAGAGUUUGCCUAUUGGCUGUUAUUUCAACAUCUAUGGAUUUGGAUCUUCUUUUGAGGCAUUCUUUCCGAAGAGCGUGAAGUACGAUCAGCAUACCAUGGAGGAGGCACUGAGGAGAGUUAAGCUUAUGCGGGCUGACCUAGGGGGUACGGAAAUGCUGGCGCCACUCCAGGCCAUUUAUGGAGGACCGUCCAUCCCAGGCCACCCCCUACAGCUAUUUGUGUUCACAGACGGAGAAGUUUCCGACACGUUUAGGGUAAUUAAAGAAGUUGAGAGCAAUGGUCAGAAGCACAGAUGUUUUUCAUUUGGUAUUGGAGAAGGAGCCUCCACCAGCCUAAUAAAAGGCAUUGCCCGGGUAUCACAGGGCGCUUCGGAAUUUAUCACAGGCAGGGAGAGGAUGCAGUCCAAGGCUCUUAGAGCCCUGAAACACUCUCUGCAGCCUGUGGUAGAGGAUGUUUCUCUGAGCUGGGAUUUGCCUCAAGGUCUAUCUGCUAAAAUGCUUUCCCCAGAACAGACUGUCAUCUUUAAGGGUCAGAGAUUAAUCGUCUAUGCCCAGUUGACUGGGAUGAUGCCGCCAGCAGAGGCAACAGGAGAUGUUUGUCUCAAGUACGCGCUCCAGGGCAAGAGUUUUGAGAAUAAGGUGGCAUUUUCUCUACAACCCAAGCACGAUGCCAACCUCACCAUUCACCGACUUGCAGCCAAGUCCUUUCUCCAGACCAAGGACAUGGGCUUCAGGGAGACUCCAGCAAGUGAUAAAAAAGAUGUGUUGAAAGUCAGUAUUGAGUGUGGAGUCAUAAGCUCCUACACAGCUUUCAUUGCCAUCAACAAGGACCUCAACAAACCAGUUCAGGGGCCACUGGUUCGCAGGGACAUUCCAAGGCCAUUUAUAUUCUGUGCGGCAUUGAUGCCACGGCUCCGUGGAGGUGGUGCUCCUUUAGAGGCCUCCUCCUGUCCUGAUGUCCUUCAGCCCAGGAUGAGCACUCAUUACUUGGGACCAGACAAACCCCAUGCUCUUGGUCAUAAAAAAAAGAAGGAAGGCGUGUUUCUCCAAAAGACCUGUCUUAUGAUGGACAGGCCUCAUCCUCCCACCAACAGGACCAACCUGGAAAUUCACCAACCAGUCUUUGAAGAUAAUCACCUUGUGCAGCUGAUUUCCCUCCAAAAGGCAGAUGGUUCCUGGGAUCUGAAUGAAGGUCUGGCCUUGGUCCUGGGUAUGAAGCUGGAAGAUAUACAGGCUGCACUCCCCCUCAAGAAUGCAGAUUCCUCCAGCUGGGCCACAGUCCUGGCCGUGCUCUGGCUGCACGCCAAUGGUAAGCCCAUGAAGUGUGAGUGGGAGCUUCUGGAGAGGAAAGCUGUAGCCUGGAUCCACCUCCAUGCAGGCUCUGCCAGGCAGGUGCUCGUGCAAGCUGCCAUCACUUUCCUGAAGUCUCCUGUGGAUCCUGCUGUCUUUGCCCUCUGAGGACACCGUCCAGAAAAACAAGUGCCUCUCCUCUGCUACUGUCCUCCCAUUACCCUCUCUUCUGCUGCGGUUUUUGUAUUUUGCACCUGUCCUGUUGGUUUCUUGUCAUAAAAGCAGUGGGUGCCCAGCGCACCUUACCUCUCUGUUCCAGGUUCCACUGGGAUGAGAGCUUCCUUUUUGCAGCAUGUGUGCUCAGCCAAGUGUCUCCUUUUCUUGGAGGAGCUCAAAGCAUUCGCAGGCAGUAAUGUUCCUCCUUGGUUUUCUAGAAUGACAACAUGAAAAGCAGGUGACGUGGACUCCAGACUCAAGGUUGCAGCCUUGAUGUUCAGGGAAUGCCUGGAUGAGAGAAUUCUCUGCAUUUUAUUUGUCUGUUUAUUUUUGUUCUUAUAUACUUAUCAGGACGAGACUGGUGAGCUACACAGUUUUCUAUUUUUAGAUAGGAGGGGAGGUAGAAAGCCAACUUCAGGGUCAGUAUCACCUUACGAUCACAAGGGGUCCACUGUGAGGGUCAGCACAGUUGGGGGCCUUCCUGACUGAUUCUUCGUGGGCUUUGCUGGCCUGGGCUACACGCCUUUCCUCCCACGGCCUAAGGGACUUGGGUUGAAUUAAACCUGAUGGAGACAGUUUUUCCUUAAUCAUUAAACGUCUUAGUAAGAAGGCAAUAAUGGACUCCUGAGUCCGAGCCUGAGCCCAUGAGGCUUCUACGUCAGGAUUGACCUUGCAUAAAAAAGGAAAAAGCAGACUGAAUGGCAGUUUUGCCUGAGGCCUAAACUGAGACUACUCAGCCCAGGAGGAAGGAGCUCCCCGUGUUCCUGACGCUUAAGUCCCACAUACUCUGAGUGGAAAUGGCCCUGUUUGCUCAUUGUCCCCUAAAAUACUGCUGUAUCGGUGUUAACAUGGCCCUCUCUGCAGUGCACCUGGUUGUAUCUGGUCUCUUACGGAUUUACCGAUUGAACCUGUGCUGGUUUUAUCACCCCUUGUUUUCCCUCCCAACUUGUCUGACGCCUCCACUGUUCACACGGUGUCCUCUCCCCGUACCUUCUGUGGGAGCCUGAUUCCAUCUUAUGUGAGGCAAGUAAAGGGCUCGGGUCAGAAAAACACAGUUGGAAUCCUGACCACUUAUUUAAAUAGGUGAUAAAGGGCGGACGAUGUAACCCUCAUGACCUUAGUAUCCCCACCUGUAAAAAGGGGUUAAAUUAGAAUUCUGUUCUCUUUCCUCUUGAAUAAUCUAGAAUCUGGAGCAGGACCUCCGUGUCUGUUCACUAAGGUAGAGGAGGUCCUGGAGCUGCGUUCUGUUAAGCUGGGGAGUGAAGUGGCAUUAGGAAGAGUUGCCUGACUUGCACAGUGGAGCCUGAUCUCCCAAGACUUUCUUCCAGGUUUACUUAGGACUGAGCGCGACCUACGGAACAGGGCUGUGGCAUCCCCUGGAAGCUUGUUGGAAAUGCAGACUUUUAGGCAACCCCAAGAACUACAGCAUCAAAGUCUGCAUUUGACAAGUCUCCAGGUGACUUGAGUGCACAUUAAACUUCGAGAAAUGAGGGCUUAGUCUUUUCAUACCCAGCCCCGUGUCCAAGUCUGCCAUCUAGAUCGUCCCUAACGAUGCAAUGACGGAAGAGACACUUCCUAAGGACCAUGAAACUUGGCACAAAAUGAUGGCUCUUUACAUUCAUCAUGCAGAGCAACUGUUAAUACAUUUAUCGCUCAUCUCCCCUUUCCCCCAGCGUCCAGACUAGGCUAGGGCUUAGGGACUUCUAAAGCAAAAGACAUAACAAAGAACGGUCUUACUUCUGUCUUCUUUAAAAUGCAGGAUCAACUAGUUUUAAAGUAGCAUGGUUUUAUUUUCCCAUUUGAGCUCUCGUGCUGUAAAAUGUUGUACCAACUAUAAAAUCCUCAGAUCUAAACAAGUGUCGGUCUUCAUAAUCAACAAAUAUGUUUUGGCUCAUUCACUGAAGGCCACGUUAAAGGCUGGCACUUCAUGUUUUAGGAAAAUGUAAAGCACCAUCUGUACUUUUUGGAACUGGUGCUCUGGGCAUGAAGCCCAGGAGAGAAGCUGCUCUCGGCUCCCAUUGGUUGUCCUCACCCUGUCUCCUGGCUGCUGCAGACUUGGCCACAAGAAGGAUGGCAGAUAACACACAUUGCCUCAAGGCCCUCCCACGCAGACUGAGCCCACUGCCUUCAGCGCAGGGUACCCUGUUCUACACAGACUUGUUAAUGAAACUCAUUGCCUACUUCCCCCAGUUCCAACACCGUCAUGCUGGGGGUCAUGUGCUGUUUCCUUCCCAUCUCAGCCACUGCUUCCUUAAAAACAGUCCAUCUGCUUGAAGCAUCUGAUUGACAGGAAAAACAAAAACUCCGUGCAACGCCCUAUCUAUUGGUUUUCCUUUCAGUUCUACCAGUUUUUGCCUCACAUAUUUUGAUGUUCUCUUGUUAGGUGCAUAUACAUUUAGGACUGUAUCUUCUUGGAGAAUUGAUGACACUUACCAUUAUGUAAUGGUCACCUUCAUCCUUGAUGAUUUUGUGAUCUUAAAUCUGCUUUGUCUAGAAUGAAUACAGUUACUCCAGCUUUCCUUUGAUUAGUGUUAGCAUGAUAUUUAGCUUUCUGCAUUCCUUUACUUUUAACCUAUUCAAGUCUUUAUAAUUAAAUUGGGUUUCUUGUAGAUUACAUAUACUUGGGUCUUUCUGUAAAAUCUAUUUUGAUCAUCUUUAAAGUUUAGUUGGUGUUUUUAUAACCAUUCAUAUCUGAUUAUUGAUAUCACUGGAUUAAUAACUACCAUGUUUGUUUCCUAUUUGUUACCUUUGUUUUAAAAAAUUUUCCCUGAUUUUGCUUUUGUUUUAAUUAAAUAUUUUAUGUGAUUUCAUUUUAUCUCUGCUCUUAACUUAUCAAUUAUAUUUCUUUAUGUGUAUAUAUAUAUAUAUAUAUUAGUUGUUGCCCUAGAAUUUGUGAUAUAUAUUUAAAACUAAUCAUUAAGUCCACCUUCAAAUAACACUAUCCCACGUUACAUGUAGUUCAGGUAACUUAUAACAGUUUUCCUAAUCCUUCCAUCCUGUUCAUUAUGGCAUUCCACUUGUUGAAGGAAACAAACAAAAGCAAGUUAAAAAGAUACUAUGAAAGGUGGCGGUAAGAGCUCUAACGAAAGUCAAGUUAGGAAAAGUGAGAUGUCAUAUGGCAUUGGUGGAGGGCUUUAAAUCUCAAAACGGUAUUUAUGAAAGGCCUUAUGUAAUUUGAAUUGACUAAAUGUAAAGAAAUUAACCACACUGAUAUCUGGGAAAAGGCAGAAGAAAUAGCAAGUGCAGAAUCCGGGGCAGUGAAGUGUUCAGGGUACUAAAUAACCAGGCAGGAGGCCAGUGCUACUUAACCAGUGACAGACAUUGAUGAAAGAUUUUAUCAGAAAGGAGCAAGGGGCCAGAUCAUGUAGUGUCUUACAGGUCAGCAUAAGAACUUUUGGUUUUGAUAACCCUAAAAUAUUACGAGCAGAGAGGCACCAUGACAUGAUUCACUUACAUUUUAAAAGAAUUUUUCUCACCUCACUGAAGAUGAUAAACUGUCAAGUUACAGCAAGAAAGAUGCAUGAAUAUUGUUGCCAUAAGUGCAAACAGUGGGAUAGUGCAAAGUGAUUUCAUUCUGGAUGUAUUCUGAAGGUAGAGCUCGUAGGAUUGGCAGGCAGAUGGACUGCAUUUAGAGUGGAGGAAAAGGAGAGGAUAGAAAGAUGACUUCAAGAUAUUUCAUCUGAGCAGCUGGAAGAUUUGAGUUUUCACUUACUAAGAUAAAGAUGGCUGUGGGAGGAGAAACUUGGAAGGGAAAAUCAGGAGUUCCUCUCUGGUUGCUGUCAGUUUGAGAUGCUCACUAGACAUCUAGGUGGAGAUGAAAGACGCUGGAUACAUGAGUCUAGAAUUCAGGGGAAAAGUCUGGGCUAGAAGUAUAAAUGCGUGCGUGUAGAUGGGAGUUAGCACUGUGAGAACGGGUGAGAGCAGGGCGGGAAUGGAUACAUACAUAAAAAGCUUAGAAGCUGAACCCUAGGGCAGUCCAGCAUUUAGAGGUCGGAGCAAUGAUGAAGUGAGAUGGAAAGAUAGAUCCAAGAAAAAGUAUGUAUCUGGGAGCCAAAUAUAAUAAGUAGUGAAAAAAAAAAGAACAGAGUAAACUACUUCAAUAUAUGGUUUGG
This is a messenger RNA of Camelus dromedarius (Arabian camel), 6796 nucleotides long. Its product is annotated as von Willebrand factor A domain-containing protein 5A. The record is from RefSeq and is a predicted model, not a curated record. The coding region runs from base 228 to 2636 and encodes 802 amino acids. The transcript has 19 exons. NCBI's taxonomy places the organism in Eukaryota, Metazoa, Chordata, Mammalia, Artiodactyla, Camelidae.